Messenger RNA from Emiliania huxleyi CCMP1516, 585 nucleotides. RefSeq lists its product as hypothetical. The record is from RefSeq and is a predicted model, not a curated record. The coding region runs from base 1 to 585 and encodes 194 amino acids. Gene Ontology annotation, cellular component: membrane. The transcript is spliced from 6 exons. Lineage: Eukaryota; Haptophyta; Isochrysidales; Noelaerhabdaceae.
AUGGCGGCGGCCGCCUCCUCGUCGCCCGCCGCCUCCUCCGACGCCGCCGAGUGCUCGCUGCUCGGAGGGCCCUUCGCCAUCUGCGUACAGAUAGGCCUCGCCGCCGCAGCGAUUGCCACCCUCGUCGUGAAGCGACACACAGAGCGGCCGCGACGGCCGUGGCUGGCCUUUGCGGGCUUCUUGCAGCACUGCGUAAACCUCGUCUUUGGCGUCGCCUUUGCGGCGUCGGGCGCCGCCUCAGAGUGCGCGUGGUACCUCACCAACUUUGUCAUCUCGGUCGUGUGUGGCGUGCUGCUGCUCAACCUCGCCAUGGCGGGCUACAACCGGUCCCCAGUGCAGCGCACGCACAACCGCUCGCCGCCGCUCCGGGCAGGCAAGCCGCCGAGCUGGAGGCCGUGGCUGAUGCAGAUGCUCGUGUGGGGCUUCUUGGCGUCGGUCGUGACCGCGGUCAUCGUCAUCCUGCCGCUGCAUUCGGCGCUGGGCCUGCGGCGCGCGCGCUCCCUAAUAGAGGCGCCAGUCUACCACUACCCGAAGGCGGGGCUCUCUAGAUACUUCAUGCCCGCUUCCUCACCGCCGCCCUCGUGA